This is a messenger RNA of Caenorhabditis remanei, 978 nucleotides long. RefSeq lists its product as uncharacterized. The coding region runs from base 1 to 978 and encodes 325 amino acids. NCBI's taxonomy places the organism in Eukaryota, Metazoa, Nematoda, Chromadorea, Rhabditida, Rhabditidae. The transcript has 7 exons. The record is from RefSeq and is a predicted model, not a curated record.
AUGCGAACGAUUGAGGAAGAGGACGACGAGUUCCCAGAAGAUGGGAAUCUGAAAAUGGCGGUCGGAGCGAUGAAUACAAGAAAGAAGAUGAUUUAUUCGCGGAAAGUUUUCGCAGUGAUAUCGGCUAUUUUUUUGAUUUUUGCGAUUGGCAACAUGACACUAUUCAUCACUCCAGGAGUUCGAGAAUUCGUGCAACAGUACCGAAUCCUCGUCUAUCUAUGCACCCCGCUUCCAAUAGUCUCCAAAUUAUUAAUAACUUUCGUUGAACGAAUCUCUUCUAUCAAUCGCCCAUCUCUUCUACUAAUUCCUGUAUUUAUUCUUCAUCUCCUCGCGAUUUUUCUCUCAUUUACUGCACUUUCUCUGUUUUUUGACACCGAAAUCGUCUACUUUUCUUGUUUUAUAAUCUUCAUGAACACUUCUUCAUAUAUUACGCGUAAGAAUUAUUAUGAGAUAAUCGGAGUGCCUGCAACAGCGACAAGGCUGGAAAUUCGAGAUGCAUUUUUAGCCAAGACUAAGCAGCUCCAUCCCGACCAAUCUUCGUCCCAAAAUUCGAAGAAAGAUAGUCGCGUUGGGUGGAGAACGGGCGCCUCGGAAACAGAGCAGUUUAUGCUUGUCAAAGAAGCGUACGAUGUGUUGAGAAAUGAAGAGAAACGAAAAGAAUACGAUAUGGCGACGAGUCGAGAAGGAGGAUUUCUGAUGGAGGCCACUCUGAAAACACAACAAAUGUCAACACAACGUCGGAAUAUCCAACGAGCCGAAUGGAGUGCAGACGUGAUACCGGACGCCCGAAAAAAGUCGAAAACUACAGUAUACUCCCAUUUUAGAAAUCCCGAAGAAGAAUAUCUGAAGGAAAAGCGAAAAAACCGGUUGUUAGGUGUCUUGGCGGCUACAGUAAUGGCGCUUAUUGCAGCGAAUAUACUGUAUAUCAGGCGGCUCCAAGCACGACGACUUCUAGAAGAUUCCCAGCCAGUUCGAUGA